UCGCCAAUACUCAGGCAAUAGUGAAUUAUUCGACAUCCCUUGCUUACUACUGGUAGUGGUAACACCCAAGAGGAACGUCGGGUUAGACGCGGCGUCCUUCGCUAGCGCAUACGAGUAGCGCAAUCGAAGCCAGGACAAGUCCAACACAGUGUCGCAGAGUUAGGUUCGCCCCUAGCACUGAUCCAGUACCUGGCGCGGCAGUAAUUAGGUACUGCUGUCGACAGGCAAUACAUGUAUGACUAUCUGACACGAGUGGAAAGGGCUUACCUUCUUGUGGAUCGCGAGGCCUUCAUAGCUGGACGAAGCUGAUUCAGACCAUCGAGAUCAUCGGGAGGCAUAGCGCGGCCAGCUAUUGCAUGCGAAAAUCAUCUGUGUUGAUGAGCUGUAACAAUACGUGUACUGUCAAUCUACAUCAGUCGACUGCAGUCAGCCUACACAGUGGAGCAAAAUGGAAGUGGAACGAGCACACGAGCGUAGGAGCCAGUCCAGCUCACUGCGUAACCCACCGACCACUGUUGGUAGGACCACUCGGUCCCUUUCCAAUGGACAACGUGCUAUGAAGUACAGCAGAAAACGAGCUCAGGAGCUAUCUGUGCCGAAGCAAUCGAUGCGAGUUGAGCUGACGUCAUUCCCGAAUCCCAUAGUGUGGGGUAACCAAACGCCAAUCAGCGCCAUCAACCCCGCAGCGCUCAAGGCCUCGCCAUCACAACGCACCUGCAGCCUGGCUGCGCCGAAGAAAGACUUUCAAAAUCCAGCGCUACAUGCACCCGAGUUUGACGUUGGUAGCUGUGGAAGGGAGUCCUCCAUUUGGCAUGUAAGUGGGCCGGCGAAACAGGCCGAGGCAAGUCAGCGAGUAGAGGCACUGGCGCAGCCCAAGACAGAGAUGAAAGCCUUCAUUGAUGGGCAGCAAAGGGAAAUGCACGACAUCGGUAGCUGUGGCCGUGUGUCUCCUAUCCGAGAGACCAGCCAAGCAGCGCAGCAACUAGACAGUGAGAGCAGGCAGCGGACAGUACAGCUGGCACAGCCUAAACAACCGCACAAGGACUACCAGCCCCCAAGAACGGAUCACUGCAUAGUCUCGGAGCUGGCUAAAAAGGCGACGGCAUCCGCAAGAGUUGAGCAACUCGCCGAGCCCAAGACAUACAAUCCCGGACCGUUCCGCGAGCCCGAGUGGGAGGUGUCGGCUGCCGCUCGCAAGGCAGACGCGUCUGAGCGCACGCUGGAGCUAGCGGCGCCAAAGACGACCGCGGUGGGUUACAAACCGUGCCGCAGUCCCAUCUGGACGCCAGCGAACAGCUUUGAGAGCGCCAACCCGCGCCUCGACGAGCUCUCGGUUCCGAUCAAGCGUGAAACCAUGGACCACCUGCAGUUCGAUCCCGACGCCUUCCAGGUGUCGCGCAAUGCUCUCAAAGCAAAGGCCUCUGCACGGCUUGAGAAACUCGCUGAGCCUAUCGACCGGUGGUAAGUAUGCCUCGGCAUGACAAUCAUUGUUACCAUCAUCAGCAGCAGCAGUCGGAACGAUAGCAGCAGCGUAAUUGGAAUGGGACACAGAUCUGCAGUUGGUAACUGGUAUAGGCUUAGGCAUGGGAACCAAGCCCGUCAACCAAGAUGUUACCUACUUCAGUACUUGUAUAAUUAUGUCUAUUUGAGCUAAGCUACUACAAAGCUGCUUGCUGUCUUGGAAGAUUUGAAAUAUUUCACAUGUAACAUGAAGAUUAUGGCAUUGUACCACAGGUAGUCAGUAUCUCGGUCUGUUUAGCAUCACUCCGCAGUGAAAAUGCAUGAACACCUGUCAGCUUAGAGAACUGCAAAUCAUUUGAUGUGCCUUUUGUGUUGCCCAUGAUCAACCUGAGCAAAAAAAAAUAGCUGUGGUAGUAGUGAGCAGGAGAGCUGCCGCAUUCA
Molecule: messenger RNA, 1902 nt
Organism: Sycon ciliatum
Lineage: Eukaryota; Metazoa; Porifera; Calcarea; Leucosolenida; Sycettidae
Product: sperm microtubule associated protein 2-like
Exons: 7
Coding region: 449-1465 (338 amino acids)
Source: RefSeq, a predicted model, not a curated record